This is a messenger RNA of Cokeromyces recurvatus, 809 nucleotides long. RefSeq lists its product as uncharacterized. The transcript has a single exon. Lineage: Eukaryota; Fungi; Mucoromycota; Mucoromycetes; Mucorales; Mucoraceae. The record is from RefSeq and is a predicted model, not a curated record. The coding region runs from base 93 to 713 and encodes 206 amino acids.
UAUAUACAUUUAUAAAAAAUAUACUUUUUUUUUUCUUUUAAAUACUUUCUUUUUAUUAUUAUUAUUAUUACAUACAUAUAUUCUUAUAACAAAUGCAUCCACUUGUACAUUCACCUACACAGACAUCAUUAAAAUCAAAAUGGAAUAGUUUCAAGACUUGGAUAAUACCUGAUUCAAACAAGAGGCGUCCUUCUCAAUGCAGUACAACAUCUACUAUAUCAAAUAUAUCUACAAAUAAUACAAUUUGUUGCUGCUGUGCAACUCAUCAGCCAUUUAUUGUCGUAACAGACCAUCAAGAUUCGACCUUAUUUCAAAAGAGUCCUCUUUUAGUAGGAUCAGAGAGUUUAGUAGGCACUGUAGUUGAUAAAUGUAUGUCACCCUUUCGAAGAAGGUCCUCAACUGCAUCCAGUACGUCCAUGAAUGACAGUCUAAUUCUUAAAAGAAAACAAUUACUGGAGAAGAUGAAUGAAUAUUAUAAUUUGGCUAUGGAUGAAAUUAAUUAUGCAGAGGAUUCACGAGGCUCGCGGUAUUAUUCUGGAGAUCUUAUUGCAGCAAAGGAAGCAAUUGAUCAAUGUGAAGAAGUUUAUUUACUAUUAUUAGCUGAAGAUCCAAAUAAUAGAAAAUACUUACAAUCAACUAUUGGUAUUAAAAUAUCAAAACUAAAAUCAAAAUAUGCAACAUUACCUUUACAAGACGAUCCACUUUCUUUUUAAAAGAAGACUAAUAAUAAUAAUAUAUAUAUAUUUUUUUUUCUUUCCUCUUUGUAAAUAUAUAAAUAUAUACAUUUUAUCAAUUUAUUACUUGUUUAU